UAUCAAAUAUCGAUCUUUCUAUCGACUAAAUAUUAAUAAAUUGAUAUUAACAUUUGAUAGGUUGCUGAUCAAUAUUUAGUCGAAAUUUAUUAAUAUUUGAUAAAAUUUUAUCAACUAUUGAUAUGUGAAAUUUAUAUAUAGUAUUAAUAAGUGUGGUGGCGUUGUACCCUCUAACCUAACAUAUUGCCUUGCAUCCGCGUCACAAGUUAAUAAAUUGUUUUUAUGCUUGUCGGAAUAAUUAAAAGAAAUAAAAUAAAGUGUCAUGGAAGAAUUAUUAAAAAAGUGGGACUUGCUAAAAUUACUUCCAAUUUUGAAUGAGUCUAAAUAGUUUUGGCGCUCAACCAUCAAUAUCAACUCAAUCGAUUGAUCUCAAUGAGACUGAUAUAAUACUCGGAGAAAAUGAGCAAGAAAUAUUAUUAAAUAUCAAUAGUGUACUAAGUGAAAAUAUUCCUGAAUCUUCUGUUUACGAUAAGCCAUCAAAAAAGCAAAAAAUUUCAGAAGUGUUAUUCUUCGAUAUUCAUGAGAUAUUGAAUGAUCACCCAUUAGGGCCAUCAGUUCUGUCUUAUUAUAAAGCUUUUUCGGAGUUGGAGAACAGAAUCCAAGGUCGUUUAUGUGAAAUCGUCAGUUUAUUUUAUAUUCGGCGUUAUGGAAUGACACUAACAAAUGAAGAUCUUGAAAAAAUUGCACGAGAUAUUGUUUCAAAAUUUAAUAACGAGUGUUUGGAAUCUUAUUAUGUUGCUCCAAUAAAAAGAAAGGACUUUCAGACUACCAAGUAUAUUGGAGCAAAAGGAAAAUUAGUGAACGCAUAUAAAUAUAAUUGCACUAUUAUCCGUGAAGGUCAGCAUUGGAAAUCGCUUUGUGAAGUUCCUUCAGAUUCAAAACCUAAGGAUUCACAACUAGAUCAUAUCGAAAAAACAGAACCUGAGAAAAGUAAAACUUGGCUAAUAAACAAUCGAGAUAUCGAGGAUGUUUUAAAGCAUUGGGAUAUUUCAUAUGCUUUACGAGAAAAUGAAAUCGAGUCGAAUCAAUUUCAAACGGUUACUGAUAUUUAUAAUGACUGGCCAAUUCUAAAAGAUAGUAUUGGAUAUCAGCUGAUUGAAAGAGACUUCGUAAAAAAAUUUGGUGAUAAUAAUACAUUUGGUGACAACUGGCAAUCGCUGUUUGAUAAAACAAUAAGUUUAUAUCGUACCAAGUUAAGAGAGUCAGAAACUAAGAACUUAGAAUUACUGGAGAGACAGCCAAAUUUAACUGAAAACGCUAAGUCGCUCUUGCAAAUUAAAAUUUUAUCAAGUGUACUAUGUUCGAAAUCCAAAACAGUCAGCAUCAAAUCAACAGCGAAUAAAGGAAAGAAAAAAAACGUUUGGAAACCAGAUCUAGAAGAAACACGAGAUGGAAUUUUUAUUCAUGUUCCAAUGCCUGGAGCAAUUGAAACAAAAGUGCGUGCGAAAAAUGAAAAAAUGUUAAAAAUGGGAUUACCAGUUCAGCCUUUUAUGAUUAUUGUUGGAAAGGAUUCAAUGUCAAUUGAUGCAUGUUAUGUGCGAGUAGAUAACGUCCAAUACGAAAUCAAAUCAAUACUCAAUUGUCUCAAUACUUUAUUAAAAGUAUUUUUGACAUUUAAAGUUUCAUACCCUGUUGAAAGUGAAACAUUUUGGUACUUUAUUCAGUGGGGUGUUUAUAAUAUUCAUACUUCGUGUGAUAUCAAAAUACCCUUCAUUUGUGAUUUAUUCAAUAAGCUAAAGCGGCGCUAAAAUGAAGUGCAAUAUUUGUUCUA
Molecule: messenger RNA, 1771 nt
Organism: Microplitis mediator
Lineage: Eukaryota; Metazoa; Arthropoda; Insecta; Hymenoptera; Braconidae
Exons: 7
Coding region: 315-1748 (477 amino acids)
Source: RefSeq, a predicted model, not a curated record